This is a messenger RNA of Anthostomella pinea, 2877 nucleotides long. The record is from the annotation of a GenBank genome assembly. NCBI's taxonomy places the organism in Eukaryota, Fungi, Ascomycota, Sordariomycetes, Xylariales, Xylariaceae.
AUGGCUUCCUCGUCCGCAGCAGCCUCGACCUUGACCCGUCCGAGAGCACAGGUUGCCAUCACCCUUGUUUCCCUCGCAGCCGCUUCGCUAGGCUACUACUACUACUACUACUACUACUACUACUACUACACGCAAUACACCCUCCACGGCCAAGAGCAGCUCGACGACCCCGCCCCGGGCCUGCAUCGCCGCAAUGCUCUCCGCCGACCUCGCGGAGCUGGCCAGUCGCUCGACGACUCGGACGAGUCUGAAUCCCAUGGCGACGAGAACCAAGAUGCCGGUCCCCUCAUCCCCCUCACCGAACUCCCCCCGGUCGACGGCCACACCCCCGACGAGUGGUACAACGACCCCGUCCACGCCCCGAGGCAGCGUACCGGCGAGAACAUCGUGACCUUGCUGUUCAGGGUCUCCGAGGACAACGCUAGACGGAACGCUUAUGUCCAUCGUGGCUGCCAGUGUAACGGCUGCGGCAUGUUGCCCAUCCGCGGCAUUCGCUAUCGCUGUGCCAACUGCGCCGACUUCGAUCUGUGUGAGGUCUGCGAGUCGCAACGCCUGCACAACCAGACGCACGUCUUCUACAAGAUCAAGGUGCCCGCCCCGCCCUUCGGCCCGCGACACGUCCAGCCAGCCUGGUACCCGGGCGACCCCGACAGCGCCCUUAGGAGCCUGCCUAGGUACCUGCUCACCAAGUGGUCCAACGACACGGGCUUCGAGAGGGUCGAACUGGAUGCUUUCUGGGAACAGUGGACUUUCAUGGCAAACACCGAAUGGAGGGAAGACCCGCACGGCCUGGGUCUGGCCAUGGAUCGGAAGACUUUCGAGCGCUGUCUGGUGCCGUCUGGCGGCUACCGACACGCCGCUCCCAACCUGAUCCACGACCGCAUGUUUGCAUUCUAUGAUACAAACCACGACGACCUGAUCGGUUUCGAGGAGUUCCUCCACGGCCUAUCAUACAGAAAGAGGAAGGAUAAGCUUCGGAGGACUUUCGAUGGCUACGACAUUGACGGGGAUGGCUAUGUGAACCGCCGUGACUUCCUGCGCAUGUUCCGAGCCUACUACGUUCUCUACAAGCAGAUGCACCGAGAUAUUCUCGAGGGACUAGACGACCACGUCAUGACCACUACCGAGGCUCAUCAGCUUAUCAACGGCAGACAGCCCCUGAGCAGCUUCUUUGGCCGAGAAGGUAGGGUGCCUCCCGCCGACCAUGGCAGACCCAUGGAGGGCAAGAUAUUUCGAUCGGAUGGCGAGAUAGAUGUACGUGACGGCCGGGGCGUCGUCAACCAGGACAAGCCAGAUACCUCGAGCCGCGAGGAGAUACUGACUGGACUCCUCACACGCAACAGCAACCAGAGCUUGUUCACCGAGUCUUUCGGAUCCUCCUCCAGAAUGCCCCAUUCUCCCAACCGAGACACCCGUUAUUUGUCAGGCGUUAUAAACCCACCUCAGAAUACCGUUGACCUGGCUUCGUUGCUCUCUGGCGACUACGCACAGCUUGACGAUAUCAUCGAGUCCAUCCGCCAUGAAGACCCAGGCCCCUCCUUGGUAGUCGAUGCAGAGUCUGGCUCGUCUGACGAAGGUGAACAGAGCACGCCAGAAGAACAGGAUACAAAUGAUGCCGAGGAAGCUGAGCCUAUCGAUGAAGCCACGAAUGUCGCCAGCGAAACUGUUUCGAACCGCUCACUCCCAGACGCCUCAAGGUUCACCAAUACACUGCCGACACAAAGCCAGCUUCGUGUACAGCAUCAAGCGAUUGUCGCGAGGACCCAACGCCUGGGCCUCGAUAAGCACAAGAGACUUGUCGCCCGAAAGGCGCUUCACGAAAGAUGGAAGCGGCGUCAAUUCUACCUGGACGAGGAAGAGGGCGGCUUACCGCCACAGGGCUGGGAUCAGGGCCAGGAUAUCCUCGACAAAGCGAACGGCGUUGGCAAGUCUUCCAAGUCGGCCCAUCCACGCAUGUCCGCGCGAUCCAGGUCCUCCUCUAAAGUUCGAUUCGCGGAGGAUAUGGAUGAUUUUGAGACCCGGUCCAACCCAUCCACCUCGUCGCGAAGCGUACCAGAGCGGUGGGGAGGCAUGGAAAUCCCCGACGCAGAACGCGAUGCUGGCAAAGAAAUUCUGUACCAAGUGACACAGCAGGCCUUCAAUGAGCUGCUGGACGAGGUCUUCAAGAGAAAAGAAGACCUGGCUGUACGGGCGGCCGAAACCAAGGAGGAGCGGGAAAAGCAUCGUGAACUCCUAAACUCGGUCGAAUGUGAAGAUGAAGACGAUGAAAAUGAGGAAGCCAAGUCUACCCAAGAGGCCCCACGGCAGACUUGGGCCCAGGACUCGCAGCAAACCGAGCCCAUCCCGCAUCAAAGCCUGGAGGAAUUGCUGUCUGCUAGUGGCUACGCAGUUAGCCCCCCGGGCGGAGAUGCCGAGGUGCAGGCCGGACCCGCCAACGGCGUGGUAACAGAUGCGCCGCACGGAAGCAACGAGGAGCGGGGCGCAGCCAUCGGGUCUACUGGCGCGGAAGUAGAUGCUUCUCGGCCCGAGACAGCAACAUACCGUGAUCCGACCAUGCCGCAGUUCAGGCCCGACAGCCCUUCGCAGGCUACAGUUAACGGGGUGACCUCGUUGAGUGCAGGUGACAAGCCGGACAGUUCAGGUUCGAAGGGUAAGGAAAAAGCGACGGAAUGCGACUCGGCAGACCAUAUACCCCAUUCCACGCUGGUGACAUGGAGACGGCUUGACUACGCGGAGGAGGAGGCGCGGGAGAGAGGUGGAUGGGGCAGGCUCAGCUAUGAGGAGUUUGAGGAGAUAUACCGCGAACACGAGUUCCAGGAUAGCACUCGGAACCGGCUCGACUACCUGGGGAGCUGGAUCGACUUCUGCAUUCCCUAG